Messenger RNA from Schistocerca cancellata (South American locust), 4016 nucleotides. Its product is annotated as carboxypeptidase N subunit 2. Lineage: Eukaryota; Metazoa; Arthropoda; Insecta; Orthoptera; Acrididae. Bases 190 to 1398 code for a protein of 402 amino acids. Gene Ontology annotation, molecular function: protein binding. The record is from RefSeq and is a predicted model, not a curated record. The transcript is spliced from 10 exons.
GCGUCGUCGUCGUCGUCGUCAGCGUCGGAGGCGGCGCGGCUCGUCGCCAGGAUUGCCAGCCUCGAGCGCCGCCUCAAGUCAGUCGAGCAGCCAGUGUGGGAGGUGUCCUCGGGCCCGGAGCGGUGGUCGCGCUGCACCGAGGGCCCGUGCCGCUGCCGCCCGGAGACGCUGAGCCUCAGCUGCUGGCGGAUGCAGCUGCGGGAGCUGCCGGCGCUGCAGCUGGUGCCGACCGACGCCCGCGCCAUAGACCUGGGCGUGAAUGCGCUGCCAGCGCUCCACAAGGACGCCUUCAAGGACCUCAGCCGUCUCGUCGAACUAGACCUGUUCGACAACAGCGUAGACCACCUGCCGCCUGCCAUCUUCGAGUCUCUGCACAGCGUCCGUCACAUGAGGCUGAACAGGAACCGCCUGGUGGAGCUCUCCGAGAGACUGUUCAGCAAGCUCGUCCACCUGGAGACUCUGGACCUGUCGUGGAACCAGCUGCUGUCGCUGCCGGAGAAGCUGGUGCGCUUCUGCAGCCAGCUGACGCUGCUGCACCUCAGCGGCAACCGGCUGGUCACGCUGCCGGAGGCGCUGCUGCACGGGCUGGCGCGCCUCGAGGAGCUGGACCUGUCCGCCAACAGCCUCGAGCAGCUGCCGCCGCUGCUCCUGCAAGGCCUGUCGUCGCUGCGCCGGCUGCGGCUGUCGGACAACCGCCUGUCCGAGGUGCCGCAGCAGCUGCUGUCCGGCCUGUCGGCGCUCGAGUCGCUGGCGCUGCGGCGCAACCGGCUGGCGCGGCUCGGGCCGCGGCUGCUCGCCGGCCUGCACAACCUCACCGUGCUAGACCUCACCUCCAACAGCAUCACCGCCCUGAGCGGCGAGGAGCUGCGCGGCCUGUGGUGCCUGCGCGAGCUGCACCUGGGCCAGAACCUGCUGUCGCGGCUGCCCGACGGCGCCUUCGCGCAGCUGCCGGCGCUGCAGAAGCUCUUCCUGUUCGCCAACACGCUGGAGCAGCUGUCGGCGGGCGCGCUGCGCGGCCUGCACAACCUCACCACGCUGCUGCUCAACAACAACCUGCUGCGCGGCUUCGACGGCCGCCUGCUGGCGCACUCGCCCAGCCUGCUCAAGCUGCAGAUCGACAGCAACAAGCUGCAGUACAUCCCGGCGGGCGCGCUCGACGUCGUGCCGGACCUGGUGGCCAUCAAGCUGGCCAAGAACCCCUGGCACUGCGACUGCUCCGCCCUCUACCUCGCCACGUGGCUGCGUGAUCACUCAUCCCAGGUGUGGGACGCUUGGCCAACUUGUCGUGGGCCUGGGGACCUGGGCGGUCGCAAUAUGCACGAGCUGGGCUUCGAGGAACUGUGUGAUGGCCAGUGGGCGUCCAUGGUCCGCCUAACGCCUCGCAUUCCCGUCGCCUGAUGGCGCCACCAGCGGGCCUCCGAGGAGCUGCUCACACGUUACGUCACCAUCGCCCGAUGACGUCAGGAGUGGAUCUCCGUAAAGCACCGCACACGGCACCUCCUCAUCGCUCGGUGGAGCCAUCAGCCAGCGUGUGUGGGGCGCCUCAUUCUGUGCGUCCCAGCCACCUGACAGUACCACGAAGCAGGCUUUCCGUCCAUCUCUUGGUGGUCCAGGCGGCCGCACAGCACUUGGGUCCUCUCAGCUCCUACUGAUCUACAAAGUCGUCUGUUAUAUUCUUGAACAUCCUCAAAAAAGUGCCAGAAAAAGAAAUCACAGAUAAGAAAUCUGACUGAUAUUGAUAAAGAAUCAGACUAAGACUGGAAUUUUGGUGAUGAUGAUGAUGAUGACAUGUCAGUGUCCCCGUCGAUUCAACGCAGCAGAUACGGGACAGCUGGCGGCUAGAUAUUACAAAAAAAAAAAAAAAAAUCACUAAACAGCCGCAUGUUUUCAGAAGUUGUUAUUUUAUUUACAUGACCAGUUUCGGCAUCUCAUUAGCACUCCAUGUAUAGAGAAUCAGAUACAUCGAUGCAUGCAUAAUCGGAGCCAUCAGUACCUCGAUUCCGUGGAUUCUUUGUUGUGCACACAUCGAAGAUUUGAUGACUCAAGUCUUCGAAGUAAACACUCCACAAAAACCGUUAUGCGUGCAUCAAUGUAACUAGUUCUCUACAUGUGGUGUGCAUAGGGGAGUGAAGAUCGCAUUAAUGAGAUGCAGGAUCUGCUCGUUUAAACAAAAUAGCACCUUCUGCAGACAUACGGCGGUUUGCUGAGUUUUGUUUGAUGAAUAUGUCAGUUUGGUCGCGCGACAGCAAGCUCUUUAGCGUCAGUACUAAAAUUUUGUGAGACGAGUGUAGAUAAAAAGGAAAUUAUUAAAACGUGAAGUACAGAUAUCAAAAUUAAGAACGUCCUAAAUAACACUCCCCCCCACACACACACACGCACACACACACACAUACAAACAAACAACAACAACGGGAAUCACGUUACCAGACCUAAAAUCUACAGUAGAAAGAGAAAAAGCAGUGCAAAGGGUGAAAGUUUGCAGUGCCGUUUCAGGCUGAAUAUGAUACCUUCUUUAUGUCAGCAAUUUAGGUCAGAGAGGCGUUUGAUUAAUGACUAAAAUCGGUCUGCCAAGUCGUUUCGAUCUGUUUCUGCAGUUCAUUUCUAUCUAUGUCCAUAGCUUCCUGGAAGACGCAAAUGAUCCACUCAGCAAGAAAUUUUAUACCAAGAUAGUGAGAAGAGCAUUAUGUGUUGUGCAAUGGAAAGGCUUCUAUAUCGUGUGUAGUAUAUGGUGUGGCUUUGCCUUAUUGCAAUGCAGUCAUAAGAGUUUGAUGCAGGAUUUACUGUUGGCAGCAUUUGUUAUUUCCAAUGCUUGUCGUAAAAGGCACAUGUGGUAUAACGUGUUUAACCCAUUUUUAAGACAAUUGCUCCACAUGGAACAUUGAUACAUGUACACGACUGAUCACUGCUUAAGACUGUGUGCUCUGCUACCGUUUCAUCGUCUUCAUACACAUUUUUCCUUCAUCAGAUUGCGUAUAACUAUUCACCUGCAUUAGCAAUAGUGGUGUGCACAUUCGGUUGAGACUAUUCUCCGUUGACCAGUCGCUACCGGAGUCUUGGCACUCGUUUACACAACGUGUGGGGCAGUUUGCAGGUCGGCUGUGCCAUUCACCACAUGCCUUGGGGCCGGUAAGUGGACCAUUGUGCUCUAAACUUCUCUUGCGGUACGGUUUUCCGUCCGCACCACAGCAUGUGUAAAGAACUGGCCCACGAACUGUAGAUAAUACGGCACACCAUCACCAAAGGCGUGAACGGAUAAUACUGAUGAAAGGUGAAGAACACACUAGUUUCACAAAACAUAGAGUUUAUCUAUGUCCAUAGCUUUCUUAUGGGAAACCCUGAAUUAUACAAUUGCCAAUAUAUCCGUAACAUGCAUCAAGAGAGAGCGGAAAAUUUCACAAAUUGGACGACAGUAUCAUAAUUAUUUAUGCAAAACAAAGAGAGAACUCCCACAAGAGAUCAUGUAAGUCUGCAAAUAGCUACAGUAGGGCUCAGUCCCUGUUAUUAACCAUGUAGUUCACCAAGAUCGUGGAGCAAAGGCAAAACAUUCAGAGCAACAUUUCUCUACAAAGGAAAGUGGUGUCCUCAAAAAUUUUAAGAAGGUGCCAACACAAUUACCAUUCCAAGUAUGAAUCAAGAUGCCCGAGAAGAAUGUAAUCAACGAGAACGUGAACAAACUUACUACAUGAAUUAAAGUAAUCAUAUUAUCAUUCAAUAACAAGCGACUAGGACGAUGAAAUGAAGAUCCAUGGAGUUCCUUCAAGCUGCUAGACUGAAUCCCAUCCACCUCCCAAGCAUGAUGCUAGAGUCCUUCACCGCAAACUGGUAGCUAACUUAUAAGACAGCUAACGGAUCUGUAGUAUACUUUUCCCAAGACCAGUGGCAAUAUCAGAGGCAGUCUGCCAGUCAUCUACCGUAGUUCCACAGUCGUGUUGACCACCUGCUGCGCGAUCAGAGCAUAUGUCCCUGUGAAUCUCACAAGGCGACCUGCCACCAGUCCACACCAUUUUGGUUGUACU